AUGGCCGAUGACUCGCGCAGUUCGCGAGCGCCGACGCCCUUGGCGACCUUGAAGCGACAAGCCGACGUCACACCCUUCACCUCGCAGCCGCACACCGUCAAAGCGUGGCUGACGAAAGCAAAACAGGCGUUUGAUACGAGUCACCAGCAAUGGAUGGCGGGGAAACCGCCCAGGUCGGAUGCGAGACAGAUCGAGGCGGCGUAUGUCGCGGCGAGGAUGGGAGCCGAGUGA
Messenger RNA from Microbotryum saponariae, 231 nucleotides. The record is from the annotation of a GenBank genome assembly. NCBI's taxonomy places the organism in Eukaryota, Fungi, Basidiomycota, Microbotryomycetes, Microbotryales, Microbotryaceae.